GGACAGCCAGGUCCACACUGAGAAAUCUUGUCUUUGGAAACCAAACCAAAACGAAAAACAUUUACUUGCAAUGUUUCAUGGGAGUGUAACCUGCCACUUGUAUCCUCACACUGGCACUCAGAAGGCGGUAGGUUUGAGUAUGGGGUACACCCAAGUGGUCCAGCCUGGGCUCAGCAUGCAUGGGCCCCUGGAAUGAGGUUUCCCGAGUUCUGCAGUGUUAGGCUCACACAGCACCAGGCACUCUUCUGGUUGCUAGGCUCAGUGCUUAAGAGCACUGAUCGGCUUCCCACCACCCACACUGAGGUCCACAGGUCAAACUCAGUCUGGGGUAUCCCAUGCCCUUUCCUGGCCUCUGUAAGCACGUGCUACAGUACACGCGUGUACACAUAAAAAGUAAGUAAAAAUAGAGGGGGAAAUAGAGAAGGGUUAUGUGGGUCUUCCUGGUGGAAGCAGCUGGGGUCACCUCCAAGAUUCACACCCUGGCUGAUCUACGUGGGUCAAUGAUCUUAACAGUCUCAAAGGUUUCCGUAUUUUCCCAAAAUAGAACGAGCAGCUGGGAGACACCUGUUCACGCGCACGAGUGGGGGCAGUUUCACAUCCAAAAGCAACAGGAUGUUCAACUGUCCUGCCGGAGUUCUCUCUUCGGCGGGCAGCUGUAGGCUGAGGGCCACAAACCGCAGCACCUGCUCGGUUAACCAGAAAGGCGAGUCUGGCCAGGACCGGAAAGUAGGGAGGGCCGGGCAGGCGCGCCGAUGUCUGGGUGUGUGGAAUAGAAUCCCACUCCUUAGCCCAACCUGGCGUCGAACUCACUCACAGCCAGCUCCUGCCCUGGUCACCUGAGUGCAGGUGCGACUCUGAUGCAGACGUUGGCCCACUCAGUGCAGCUGCACGCCAGUCACCGCGCACUCCGACCGGGGAAGGACGACCGGUGCCACCAAGGCGUGCCCCGCCCACCACCCCAGAGACCGGAGUGCACUGGGGUUCCAGGAACAGCCGGCCCGGGCCGGGCGAGGCGUCAUCUGCGCAUGCGCCCAGCGCCCCGGCUCAAAGCUCUGGGACCCAGGGUAGUUCGGCCAUCGCGCAGGCGCACUGGCGGCUUCCCCGCUGCAGCCAUGGCCGAGUCCGCGCCUGGUCUCAUCUCGGUCUUCUCCAGCCCGCAGGAGUUGGGCGCGUCGCUGGCGCAGCUGGUAGCGCAGCGGGCCGCGAGCUGCUUGGAAGGGAACCGUGGCCGCUUCGCGCUCGGCCUGUCCGGCGGCAGCCUGGUCUCCAUGCUGGCCCGGGACCUGCCCGCCGCCGUCGCUCCCGCCGGGCCCGACAGCUUCGCGCGCUGGACGCUCGGCUUCUGCGACGAGCGCCUCGUGCCCUUCGAGCACGCCGAGAGCACGUACGGCCUCUACCGGACACACCUGCUCUCAAAGUUGCCCAUCCCAGACAGCCAGGUCCUCACUGUCAAUCCUGCCUUGCCCGUGGAGGAUGCCGCAGAGGACUAUGCCGGGAAGCUGAGGCAGGCCUUCCAAGGAGACACUGUCCCCGUGUUUGACCUGCUGAUCCUGGGGGUGGGCCCUGACGGCCACACAUGCUCGCUCUUCCCUGGUCAUCCCCUCCUACAGGAGCAAGAGAAGAUUGUGGCUCCCAUCAGUGACUCCCCAAAACCACCACCGCAGAGGGUGACCCUGACGCUCCCUGUGCUAAAUGCAGCCCAGAGUAUCAUCUUCGUGGCCACAGGGGAAGGCAAGGCAGCUGUACUGAAGCGCAUCCUGGAGGACAAAGACAGCUCGCUGCCGGCCACCAUGGUGCAGCCGCGCACGGGCGCCCUCUGCUGGUUCCUGGACGAGGCGGCCGCACGAUUGCUGUCGGUGCCCUUCGAGAAGCAUUCCACGCUGUAGCGCAGGGCACACACGCGUGGGCACUUUGGAGCUGGCCCCCGGCCUCUGCCCCGGGCUUUCUGGAAAAGCCUCCGGGGGCCGCGGGAGCGAACCAACUGAGAAUUAAACAGCGUUCUGGAA
Molecule: messenger RNA, 2006 nt
Organism: Microtus ochrogaster (prairie vole)
Lineage: Eukaryota; Metazoa; Chordata; Mammalia; Rodentia; Cricetidae
Gene: Pgls
Product: 6-phosphogluconolactonase
Biological process (GO): carbohydrate metabolic process; pentose-phosphate shunt
Molecular function (GO): 6-phosphogluconolactonase activity
Source: RefSeq, a predicted model, not a curated record